Molecule: messenger RNA, 7983 nt
Organism: Nerophis ophidion (straightnose pipefish)
Lineage: Eukaryota; Metazoa; Chordata; Actinopteri; Syngnathiformes; Syngnathidae
Gene: dazap2
Product: DAZ associated protein 2
Exons: 4
Coding region: 165-674 (169 amino acids)
Source: RefSeq, a predicted model, not a curated record
AGCAAGAGGCGAUGACGUCAGCACUUCCACAACAACAAGCAGCAGCAGAAAAACAAGGAAGUGAAACACUAAGCUGUUUUUCUUCCAGCGACGCCGUGACGAGACACAAAUAACCACCGCGCUAAUAUUCACACAUUCUACCAGCCGCAAGCCCGACGACAACAAUGAACAACAAAGGAUCCUAUCCUCAGCAGAGCGUGUACCCUCAGCAGAACACUGCGCCCGUCUACCCUCCCACUAUGCAAAUGUCCCCUCAGGCGCCUCCUUACACGGACACGCCCCCCGCAUACUCUGAGAUCUACCAGCCCAGAUACGUGCUUCCCCAUCAGGUGGCCGGCCAGAUGCCUCAGAUGUCGUCCCCCUACGUCGGCACUCAGGUCUACAUGCCCAUGCAGCCGCAGAUGCCCGUUGGUCACAUGGGACAGAACGUGCCCUUGGCGUACUAUCCCGUGGGGGCCAUGUACCCACCGGGGUCCACAGUGAUGAUGGAAGGCGGCUACGACACGGGCGCUCGCUUCACGGCCGGCAGCAGCGUGUCCAUCCCGCCCCCACCCCCUGGACACCCCCCCAAUGCGGCCCAGCUGGCGGCCAUGCAGGGCGCCAACGUGGUCAUGUCGCAGCGAAAGAGCAACUUCUUCCUGGGCGGCUCCGGCGGAGGUUACACCAUCUGGUAACGGCAGCUGACCCCCUCACGCCUACAACCGCGUAACCCCCCACCCCCACCCCUCACCUCCCGUCAAUCACACUCUCCCCCCCUCUCCCCUCCCGUUAGGCUGCUUGGCCACAAUACUGACAUCACCUAAUGGAAUGUAAUGUUUUCAAGCCCUUGUGAAAGGUACAGUACUCCACUUGUGACCUAGCGAUCAAAUGACGAGCGGCAGUAUUUAACGUCGUCGAGUCCGUUCCAUCGCCCCCCCCGCCCCACCCCUCCAUCGCUGUGCUUUUUAUUUAAGGCCAUUCCGGGUCGACGAGAAGCCGGGCUACGGUACUAACAGAUUCGUAGGUUAGCGAUGUAGCUAGGUUUGUGUUUUUUAGUGGUGCCAGGCAUAAUCACCGGGCUAACUUAUUCAAAUCCGGUCAGGAGACAAAAAUGUGCUGAAGCAUCAGAUAUCAACUGAGGACAGGUCUUGUAGGUCAGGGGUCGGCAACCUUUACCACUCAGAGCCAUUUUGACCCGUUUCACAAAAUCAAGAAAAUGACAAGACUCUUGAAAUUUAUAAUGAAAUAACACUUUAUACCGAGUUUUUUUUUUUUUGCUUUGUGUUAUGUAUAAACCAGGGGUCUCAGACACGCGGCCCGCAGUCAAAUAUGAAGAUUUGAUGUUAGUGCGGCAAGUAAGUUUUAUAUGAAUGCCCUUUAUUAGCAUCACACAUGCAAUUUAUCCUCCCGAUUUGUCCGAGAGACUCGCGGGUUACAGAGUGAUUAUUCCCUCGGACGUCUAAUUAUCAAAAAUAAGGGCGUGCUACGAUGGCACUGUCUUUAACGCCCUCCACAAAUUGUACAAACAGCUUACCAGUCAGGUCACGUAUUGUAUGCGACUCAAGGCAUUCUUGUUCAACAGCCAUACAGGUCACACUGAGGGUGCCAGUUUAAACAACUUUAACACUGUUACAAAUAUGCGCCACACUGUGAACCCACACCAAACAAGAGUGACAAACACAUUUCGGGAAAACAUCCGCACUGUAACACAAUGUAAUAAGUACCAAGAAUCCCCUGCAACCCUGACUCUUCCUGGCUACAUUAUACAACCCGCUAGCACCAACCCCCCUUCCCCUCCUGUGUCGGUUGGGGGGGCAGGGUGUAUAAUGUACCCUCGGGGUUGCAUGGGAUUCUGGGUACGUAUUAUGUUGUGUUUAUGUUGUGUUACAGUGCGGGUGUUUUCCCGAAAUGUGUUUGUCAUUCUUGUUUGGUGCGGGUUCACCGUGUGGCGCAUAUUAGUAAGAGUGUUAAAGUUGUUUAUAUCACAACCCUCAGUGUAACCUGUAUGGCUGUUGAACAAGUAUCCCUUGCAAUCGCUUGAGGAUUGUAACUGAGGUGUCCCACAAUACGUGACCGGCCGGCACGCACUUAGUGUUGUAUAGCGGGCACAAUUACACGUAGUAGAAGAUGUCAUGGGUAUUGCCCUCAAUGUUACUGUCCGAGUCAAAAUCGAAGUCUGCAUACCUCAGGCAAUUUUACGGAAAGGCACUGAGGUCAGAAAUCUCCCGGUAUUUUCGGGAAGGCCGGCGAGUUAACAGCUGAGCCACACCAGAGUGAUCAAAGAGCCGCGGGUUGCCGACCCCUGCUGUAGGUAACCAAUAAAAAAAAAAAGGGUCUCUUAUAAAGUCUAGAGCAGGAGUGUCCAAACCUUUUCCAGCGAGGGCCGCAAACAGAGUACAAUGAAAGCUGCAGGGUCCACGUUGAUUCAUUUUAAAGAUGCUAAAAUCAGUCCGAUACAGGUCUAAACUAUAUGAAAAAUUAAGCAAAUGUGAUGCAAUAUUUCAUAAUAAUAAUAAUGAAUGAAUCUGAUAUUUCCAUAUGCAGAUGGUUAAAAAAAAAAAGGCCCGCGGUCACACUUUGGACAUCCCUGGCCUAGAGACUUGAAGCAUCUCUCCAACAUUGGACCCCAUUAGUGUAGAUAGUUCAGCUGCUUCCUGGUGAAAGUAAAGCGCAUCACGGAGUUUGAAGGGGGGAAAAAAAAAGAAAAAAAAUCACCACUUUUUUUUUUGUGUAGUUGAACUAAAUAUAUGUGUAGUAGUUCCAUGUAAGUACGAGUAUGACUGUCACAGAAAUCCUCAAGAAAAAAACAACAACACAUGCAUCUUGGAUGCUUUUAGAUGGAUUGAACUCGUCUAAAAAAAUAUCCUUUAAAUUUGGGAGAGAAGAAUCAAAAAAAAGAUACGACUUCCACGCACUUGCAGCCAAAGUGGUUUACUGUACCUUGUUGGGCAUCUUGUAGUUUUAACAAAUAGUCAAGUGCCAAAGAGCACGUUUAAUGAAAUCAAACUUUAAAAAGUGAAGAUUUAGUCAAUCCAAAUAUUGAGUCUAGUGGAAAGGGCUGGUUGGUGUAACAUUUUACAGCUUUUCUUUUCUUUCUGCCCCGCUGUCGGAUACCCAGAGUUUAUACACGACGUCUGUUACUCGCUGUGUCGCAUCCUCGCGUGCUUGAACAAUAAGAAAAAAAAGCCUCCUUUUUUCCCCACAUUUUUGCUAAAGUUAUCUGGUUUAUUUUCCACUUUUAUUAGGCUUUUUGAUUAUUAUUUUUUUUACUUUGAUUGUGAAAAAAGCUAACAUAUCAAUUCAUAAACGGAUUGUUAGUGAUUUUUUUUUAAAAACAAUCACAUGUUAGUUUGUGACGUUUUUGCACCUUUUGUAUUAAUUUAAUUAAAGCUGAGAUGCACUACUAAGAUAAUUCUAUAACCUUGGUUUCUUUUUAUGAGGAUGGUUGUUUGUUUUCUACUACAAAAGGAAGCUGUGAACUAGUUUGCUAAAAGUCUGUGCGCUGAUUUAACAUUCAGGUGAAUAACUGCUGAUGUUGGUGAAAGUUUAUUGAUAAACUGACAAUAUUACCUGCGUGUCCAUCAUACAUACCUCCAAACUUUACAUCACAUCACAAGAAAGGAAUGGAAACAAUGUCGUUGAGCGGGAAAGUAAAACCCCGGAAGUGUGACCAAGCCACCAGCAUCCCUGUGCUGUGAUUGGUUCCGACGCGCCACGUCAUCGGAGCUAUCCAAUCAGCAUGCUGCAUUUGCGCUCCUUUAAAAUGCUACACAUGCGUAAAAAACAUGUACGUUUUUUUAAGGAAGCCCAAUUUAUGUUGCGGGAACAAUUGUUUGAGUUGUGUACCAUUAAGCCAACAAUAUGUUAUUGUAAAGUGAAAAAUAGGUUGUUUUACUUACUUAAACAACGACACGGCAAAAUCCCGGAUGUAUGACUAAGCGACCCGGCAUCCCCGUGCUGUGAUUGGUUCCAUCGCGUCACGAACCAAUCAGCAUGCUGCAUUUGCGCUCCUUUAAAAUGCUACACAUAGGUAAAAAACAUGUACGUUUUUUUAAGGAAGCCCAAUAUAUGUUGCAGGAAAAAAUGUGUGAGUUGUGUACCAUCAAGCCAACAAAAUGUUAUUGUAAAGUGAAAAAUAGGUUGUUUUACUUUAAGAACGACACGGCAAAAUCCCGGAUGUAUGACUAAGCGACCCGGCAUCCCCGUGCUGUGAUUGGUUCUAUCGCCUCACGAACCAAUCAGCAUGCUGCAUUUGCGCUCCUUUAAAAUGCUACACAUACGUAAAAAACAUGUACGUUUUUUUAAGGAAGCCCACUUUAUGUUGCGGGAACAAUUGUUUGAGUUGUGUACCAUUAAGCCAACAAAAUGUUAUUGUAAAGUGAAAAAUAGGUUGUUUUACUUACUGUAAGAACGACACGGCAAAAUCCCGGAUGUAUGACUAAGCGACCCGGCAUCCCCGUGCUGUGAUUGGUUCUAUCGCGUCACGAACCAAUCAGCAUGCUGCAUUUGCGCUCCUUUAAAAUGCUACACAUACGUAAAAAACAUGAACGUUUUUUUAAGGAAGCCCAAUUUAUGUUGCGGGAACAAUUGUUUGAGUUGUGAACCAUUAAGCCAACAAUAUAUUAUUGUAAAGUGAAAAAUAGGUCGUUUUACUUACUUUAAGAACGACAUGGCAAAAUCCCGGAUGUAUGACCAAGCAUUUCCGUGCUGUGAUUGGUUCUAUUGCGCUUACGUCAUCGGAGCCAUCCAAUCAGCAUGCUGCAUUUGCGCUCCUUCAAAAUGCUACAUAUUUCUUUUACCAGACUUGUUUUUUUUAGGGAAACCCAAUUUAUGUUGCGGGAAAUUUAUUUGAGUUUUGUACUAUUCAGCCAACAAAAUAUUAGUGUACACUAAAAAAAUAUGUUGCUUUACUUACCUUAAUAACGUGGAAAAGUUCCGGAAGUGUGACCAAACAUCCCCGUGCUGUGAUUGGUUCCAUCGCUUCAUGUCACCGAAGUUAUCCAAUCAGCAUGCUGCAUUUGCGCUCCUUCAAGAUGCUACAUAUAUUUUUAGCAGACUGUUUUUUUUUAAAGGAAGCCCAUUUUAUGUUACGGAACAAUUUUUUUGAGUUUUGUACCAACAAAAUAUUAUCAAUCAAUCAAUGUUUACUUAUGUAGCCCUAAAUCACUAGUGUCUCAAAGGGCUGCACAAACCACAACACAAACCACUACGACAUCCUCAUUAGUGUACAUUAAUAAAAUAUGUUGCUUUACUUACCUAAAAGCCCUACUGAAAUGUGAUUUUCUUAUUUAAACGGGGAUAGCAGGUCCAUUCUAUGUGUCAUACUUCAUCAUUUUGCGAGAUUGCGAUAUUUUUGCUGAAAGGAUUUAGUAGAGAACAUCCACGAUAAAGUUCGCAACUUUUGGUCACUAAUAAAAAAAAGCCUUGCCUGUACCGGAAGUAGCAGACGAUGUGCGUGUGACGUCACAGGUUGUGGAGCUUCUCACAUCUGAACAUUGUUUACAAUCAUGGCCACCAGCAGCGAGAGCGAUUCGGACCGAGAAAGCGACGAUUUUCCCCAUUAAUUUGAGCGAGGAUGAAAGAUUUGUGGAUGAGGAUAGUGAGAGUGAAGGACUAGAAAAAAAAAAAGUAAAAAAGGCGGGAGUGGGAGUGAUUCAGGUGUUAUUAGACACAUUUACUAGGAUAAUUCUGCAAAAUCCCUAUUGUGUUGCUAGUGUUUUAAUGAGACUAAAUAGUACCUGAAACUCGGAGGAGUGUGGCCACGGGUGUGUUGACACCAGAGUCUCUGCAGCUGCAGCAGGACGGAAGCUCCGCUGAUGUCUCCGGUAAGAGGCGACUUAUUACCACAAUUUUUUCCCCCGAAAACCGCCGGUUGCCAUGUUCGCUUGACCACGCUGAUCCAUAGUAAAGCUUCAUCUUCGGGAAUUUUAAACAAGGAAACACCGGCUGUGUUUUUGUGGCUAAAGGCUAAAAAGCUUCCCACCUACAUCUUUCUUCUUUGACGUCUCCAUUAUUAAUUGAACAAAUUGCAAAAUAUUCAGCAACACAGAUGUCCAGAAUACUGUGUAAUUAUGCGAUUGAAGCAGACUACUUAUAGCUUGGACCGGGCUGGAAAAUAAUGUCCGCUACAACCCGAGACGUCAAACACACGCUGCGACGUUUUCAACACGACAUUUCGCCGGAAAUUUAAAAUUGCAAUUUAUCAAACGAUACUGGCCGUAUUGGCAUGUGUUGCAAUGUUAAUAUUUUAUUAUUCAUACAUAAACUAUCAGACUGCGUGGUUGCUAGUAGUGGCUUUCAGUAGGCCUUUAAUAACGUGGCAAAAUAACAGAAGUGAGACCAAGUUAGGAUUGGUCCAAACGGAACACAUGACUGCUUUCGGCCAAUCCGCACGCAGGGGGCGGGGCCAUGUGUGAAAACUGCUGCUCUGAGAGUACACUAGUGUUCAUUAAAAAGCUGCAAAUGAAGAUAAACAACGUUUUCUUGUUCCUCCUCUCGAUAAAGUAAACCAGGGGUAGGGAACCUAUGGCUCUAGAGCCAGAUGUGGCUCUUUUGACGACUGCGUCUGGCUCUCGGAUAGAUCUGAGCCGACAUUGCUUAACAGGAUAAGUCAUGAAAAAUUCCACUUGUAAUCACAGUGUUAAAAAUAACGUUCAAAAUAUAAAAUAUUCUCAUGCUUUUUUUAUGUUCAAGAAGUUGCGUUAAUGGUAAGAAGUAUUUUAUUUAUUAUUGCUUAGUGUGGGGCUUGCCCUCCUUGGGGGUUCUUCAAACCACCAAGAGCCUGUUUUAGGGUUACAAUAUUGUUUUAUUUUAUUUUUCUCUCUGUUGCUUUCCAGCAAUUGUCUUUUUCUCUUUCGUCUUCACUCGCACUCUGGUUUCUAGCCUCAAUCCCGUCUCGACUCCUGGCUGCUGCUUAUAACAGAGCGACAGGUGGUUAGAUAAAAAGGCCCAGGUGGGCCUUCUACGCACCUGUCGCUGAUUUCGCUUUGCUGCAGGCCCGCAGACCACGCCCCCACCACAGUUAACUUCAGAAUAAAAAUGUUAAUACAAAGAAUAAGAGACCUAUGGAAAUGUUGGUCUUACUUAAAAAUGCACACGUUUAGUUGUGUUCAGUGUUAAAAAAAUUAUUAUAAGGCUCUUAGGGAAAUACAUUUGAAAAUAUUUGGCUUCUUGGCUCUCUCAGCCAAAAAGGUUCCCAGCCCCUGCAGUAAAGAGUGAAUACUGCAAACUUUCCUUACAUAUUUAUGCAAAUUUAUGGUCAAGUUGCAUCAUGUCAUUUUUUUUUUUUUUUUUAAUGCAUUUUAUUUUCCAGGUAAGCCAUGGCAGAGGUCUGUGGUUGUUUUUGUUUUCAAUCCAUCCGCGUGGUGACUGGGUAUCCGACUAUAUUCAUUCACUUUUUGGCCGCUGUGGCUGCGCCUAAUGUUAAUGAUGCAGUUGCCGUGGAAACCGUGCUGCUAUUCAGGCUAUGUUCCUGAGAAAAAAAACAAACAAAAAAACGGGCCACAGCAUCCAAAACUUGAGCCAUCCUGUUUAUUAUUUCCCCGCCCCGGCCCGCCAUCGACUUAUUCUGUGUGUGACGGUGCCAGCAAUAUGAAGUACUUCCUGUAUGAGCCCCGCAUUUAAGACGCCAACCACAGCCGGACGAGACUCUCUCUCUCCCGUCGAAGGAUUACGGACAUUCAUUGUUCAGGGAUUCUAUUUCCGAUGUUUGUACAAAAAAAAAAAAUGUCGAGAUGCAGCGGGAAAAAGCGAGGGACUCGUUAUGCACACGUUCUUGUCUUUUAAGAAGACCAAAAGGGUGUCAACAACCAGUCCAGUUGAGAACUAAGGUGCACUUAACUUUUUUAUACUAAACUUAAGAUUUCAACAACAAAAAAAAAAAAAAUGUAAGUUUAGAAUAAGGGUUAUUUUGGACAUUUGUUGUUUCAAUUUCUCCACGUAUGUAAUGUAUUAAAACGGGGCAUACCGCUAAAUAAAGGACAUUUGGGUUCUUUUGUAACGUGA